Molecule: messenger RNA, 8079 nt
Organism: Cinclus cinclus
Lineage: Eukaryota; Metazoa; Chordata; Aves; Passeriformes; Cinclidae
Gene: EXD2
Product: exonuclease 3'-5' domain containing 2
Exons: 10
Coding region: 4127-5989 (620 amino acids)
Biological process (GO): nucleobase-containing compound metabolic process
Cellular component (GO): nucleus; cytoplasm
Molecular function (GO): 3'-5' exonuclease activity; nucleic acid binding
Source: RefSeq, a predicted model, not a curated record
UGUUAUGGUUAUGAUGAUUUUUCUUUAGCCAGCCAUGGCAGAGAGGUGUUAGACACUCCGCCGCUUCCUGAUCCCGCUGGCUCCUCCCCGCUUCCCUCAGCAGCUGAUCCUCAGCUGCAGCCCGCGCCUCCCGGCCCGGCUCUAGCGUGGCGCCGCCGCCGGUUAACUCGCUGCUGGAGCGGCGCGGGGGACAGACACGCUGGGCCCCGCGGGGGGACGGCAACGAUCGCCACUCCAAGGAUCUCCUGGGGCAAGGACACAUUCGCCGCUGCGGCGACUUGCAGGGGGCCGGACACACUCGCCGCUCCGGGGACCUUUUGGGGGAAGGACACGUUGGCCACUCGGAGGACCUGCCGGGAAACGGUCGGAGGAGCCGCGGGAGGACGCGUCCCGCCGCCGCUCAGCCGACCCGGCUGAGUGACCUGUGCCGCCAGCGGCCCCGCGGCGGGCGGGCAGGUAGGCAGGUGCUCCCGUGGAGCGGUGAGUGGGAGUGGAGCGCUCCGGAGCUACGGUCGGCCCGCCUUGAGCCUACGGGCGGGCAAUGCAUCGGAGGGAAGAUGAGGGGGGAAAUAGUUCAAGUGUGGGGGCGGUUUGCGGUGGGGCUUGUCCUCUGUAAAUGCGGAGUGAUUUCUGCGGGAAUUCAAUGCAUUCUGGCUUUAGAGUUUAGUUUGGAGUUUUUGUUGUUGUAGUUGUUUUCUCUACGAUAGUUAUUAGGGGGCCGGUCGGGCUUUCAUAUCUUGCUCUUUCCUGCUCCUUCCCGAGCAACACAGAAAACAGGAGGGUAGCCCCAUCACAAUAGACCUUUCUUCAGCCCUGCUGGAAGUACAGAUGAAUUGUCUUCUCUUACCCUGCAGUGUCAACUAAACCCCAAAACGCAACUGGCUAACCAGGUGGAAGAGAUCUGUGUUGUCCUUCACUGUUUAACAAUACCCCAACCUUUACCUUACUAGAAUAUCUUACUAUAUGUGCUUAAAAGAAUAUAUUUUCUCUUUCACAGGACCCUCUACCUCUCAGGUGUCGUCUAAUGCCAUGUCAGGCAACAGAGUGUCAUUCAAAUAGUGAUGUCCGUGAGGCACUGCACAGAGCCCCAGUCCCACCUUGCAGCAUCUGAUUGCAUGCUGCCUGCACACAAAAUGAGUAGCUUGAAACUUUCAGGUCAGUGUUUCCCCAUGGCACCAGUACCUAGGGAAGAUACAGGUUUCAGAAGGUGAGAGGAAUUAGCCUGACAAUCCUGGCCAUCUUUAUGUAGCACUGCACCUGCUGGGAAUUAGCAAUCUUCAAACUUCAAAAUAAGCAGAGGGGAAAACCCUACCUGACAUAACCUGUGAUGUGGCAAGGUGACAGACUACUGUUAAACUGCUGCCAUAUUCUGGUGACAGCUUUUCUAUAGAAAUAUAAAUUAUUUCAUUGUAGAAAGUCAGUUAAAGUGCUUCGUGUUUCCUCUUGGUUAAGAUUAUAGAAAGAGCAUCAAAUCCUGCAUAAACCAAGCUUUUUAUUUGACAGCACUAUAGCCUUAAUUUUUACACACAACAUAAGUAAAUAAAAAGCUUUCUCUUCUAAUUAGGAAUAAAAAAAUAAAGAGCGUAAGAGGUUACAUUAACAGUGUUAACAUUAACAAUUAACAAUGCUUCACAACUGAAGUGAAAACAGAUCAGUUAAUCUCUUCAAAUCUGAACUGUACACAAAGGUUUUUUCUAGUUACAGUUGUUGAUGGUCAACUUCUACAAUAUAACAUGUCUAGCCACCCUCAAUACAGAGAGGCAAAGAAGCUGUCCAUCAUGCUUAGCUAUCUAAGCUAUAGAUAUCUAAGAUAUCUUAGAUACCUAGAUCAUGCAUGUCUAUCAUCUUAGCUUCAGACACAGGUAAGUUUCAGACAUUGCUAUAAAAUCAUAUUUUAUAGCUCUGUUGCUUGCAUGCCAUGACAUUCUUCACCAUUAAAAUUAUAUCAGAAACUGUUGCUCACUUCUAAAUUCCCAACAUGUGGUUAAUUUUUUACCCUUUCCUAAAGUAUUGUUUCAGUUGAAUAUCUUUGAGUAUUUUUGGUUUCUAUACUGAAAUAAAUAUGCAAUAUAAUAAAGUCUCCAGUGCUUUUACUUCACGUUCUGGAUCCAGUCUCUAGGAAAGCUGUGUACUUACAUUGUUUUGAAUAGAAAUAAAACCAAUUCCAGGAUUUUUAAGGAAGAUUUAAUUGAGUUUGCUUUUGUUUUGUUGGGUUAUUUUGGAGGUUUGUUUUGGGGGUUAGUUUUUUUGGUUUUGUGGGUUUUUUAAAAUCACAUUUCUAAGCAGUCAGAAUUUAAAAGAAAAAUAAUAGCAGACUGCCACUUUGUUCUUCUCAAUGACAUGACCAUAUAGGUUAAAAAACUGUACUGGUAAGCAUUCUUUUCACUCUCUGAUUCCUUUCUUUGAAUUAAUUUUGAAUAUAACACCUAAGAAAGUUUUCAUAGCCUAUACAGGUAAUAUCUUCCCUGGAAAAUAACAGCUUUCUGUGUUAAUAAAGCCAGAGUGCUGUUAUCUCUCCAAAGAACACACAAUGUUGUCCUGAGCCAUACUGAAGUAGCAUCAGCGAAGCAUCUUCGACUACUUUAACAGGAACAUUCUGCAGCUUGCAAUGUAAUUCAUGUACUGACAGUAGUUAGUCAAACAGACCAAGCUUCAUCAAGUUGCUGUUCUGGGGGACGUGUUAGCAUGGGGGGUGCUAUACCGAGUCUGGUUGUCACAGACCAAAUUGGAUUGAGCCUGACCAGACUCAAAGGGCACAGGAAGCCAGAGUCUGUCGUACAUACUGCUUGAGCUGCUUAAUUCUGUAGGAUGUUGUAGUCUCCUCCAUGUCUCAAAAGCAGCAUGAAAUCAAGCACAACAAAUAUUUUGACAGAAAUUUCAACAAGUGGGCAACAGAGUGGAGGAGUCAACUGGAAAGGAAAUGGGAGAUAAUGAACAGGGUGGUGACUUGCUGUAGAUACCCUUGGAAAUUAAGUUAAGUAAGUAAUAUUUGAUGCAAUACAGAGGAGGGAACUAGGAAUCCUUCAAACAGAGAAGUUAUGUUGUUAGAGUAAUGAUCUGUGUAAACAAUCUUGGGUUGCAGUUUGAGAGUUGUUAAUUCCAAGGCUGUGCAGAACCCAGUCUCUCAGCAGUACUAAAUUGAUCUGGAUGAGGUAUGGCCAUGGUGUCCCAUUGCUCUCAUAGAUUCUGUCCAUGCUACAGAAUUUUUGUUCCGCCUCUGGAAGGACUGACAAUAACUGAUUGGGGUUUACUACGUGCUGGUACAAAGUUAUUCCUUCAACAUUUUUUCUGAACAAAUUUUAAUUGGGAGAAUCAGUUAAAUUACAUUAGUUGUUUCCAUUUGAUGGCUGUAGUGUUUUUGAUCAUUAAUAGGAGGCCUACAGUCGGCUUUUCUCUGUUGUCAGACUGCGACAUUUCCAGUGGUGAGUGGCUGUUGUGUUAGGAGCUGUGUUGGUUAAUGCUGGAGGGGAGGUAUUAGGGCAGUCUUUGUGUAUAAACAAGACAACAAGGGUCUUAGCUGCAAAGAUGGAUCAAAGGGCUGUUUUGGAUAUACCCUGGGUGCUAGGAUCUACAAAGGCAUUUCAGUCAGACCUGACACCUGACAGUUGACAAAUGAGCUUGAGUGACAGGUAAAUUGGUGAUGCUAUCCACAGACACUCACAAAGAAGAUAAUAAGAGGGCUUUUAGGGAAGAGGUCUUGCUCUGCUGAGCUCUAAUUUCCUGCUAGUCAUUCACAGAAGGGAGAAGACGACUGUGUUCUGAGUUUGGGUAGUUUGUAUUUGAAAUACAAAUAAAUAAAUAUCUCUCUGCAGAUGAUUUAUGGAUCUGCUCCUUUCCCACAGCUAACUCAGAGAUAAUGUAGGAGAGUAACAGAAGACCAAAAAUACAGCUCUCUGAGUAUCUGUCAAACUCUAGGAAGAAAGUCUUAAAUAGAAACAUAGAUGCUGGAACAAAAUAGCAAACAAUAUAUGGAAGCCCAAGCACGUGCCAUUAAGGCCAUAACACCUCACUCCUGCAGAAGCAAGAACAAGAGAGGAGAAACACCACUCUUACAGCAUGGCCAUGAUGAAAUCCCACAAUGCCAUUUUGAGAGGGUGAAGUGAAGGAGGAGAAAGGGUAAUAAGAAAUGGCCAAGCAAACAGCUGUAACGAUUACUUUGGCGACCCUGCUGGGUGUUGCACUGGGGGGCCUGGUUUUGUGGAAAGCAACCCAGUGUCGGAAAGGAAAAACACGCUGUAGUAGUCGACAAGAGGAAGCAGCAGUAAAGUCAGGAGAUGAGAAACUCAUUAAGGCAGAGGAGAAGAAGGUGCUUUCCUUCUUCAGAUCGCCCACCUUUUUCUGGAUAGAGAGGACCCUUGGUGCAGACAUAGUGAUGGUUUCAAAGCAGGAGGAGUGGGAUCAUGUAGAACCAUUGCUGAAGAAGGAGCUGGAGAAGUGGCCGGUUCUUGGAAUUGACUGUGAGUGGGUAUCUGUGGAUGGAAAAGCAAAUCCUGUAUCUCUGUUACAGAUGGCUUCUUCCAGUGGCCUCUGCAUUCUUGUUCGGUUGCGCAGGCUUUUUGCCAGUGGCCAGACUCUUCCAAAGACCCUGUUGGACAUCAUGGCAGAUAGUGCUGUCUUGAAAGUUGGGGUAGGAUGCUGGGAAGAUGCUUGCAAAUUGUUUCAUGAUUACGGUCUUCCAGUCAAAGGGAGCAUGGAUCUCCGGUAUUUAGCCAUGAGACAGCGGAAGGAUCUACUUCACAACUGCCUUAGCCUUAAGUCUUUAGCUGAAAAAGUACUGAACUUCCCACUUGACAAGUCUCCUCAUGUGCGUUGCAGCAACUGGGAAGCAGAAGAACUGACACAAGAUCAGGUUUUGUAUGCUGCUAGGGAUGCCCAGGUCUCCGUGGCUCUGUUCUUCCAUUUGCUGGGAUUUACCAGCCUCCCUGCUGCAUCUGAAGGUGAAAACUCUGUCACUGCUUGGGAGAAAGCACGGGGUAAAUGCCACGGCUUGGUGGAUGUCCCAUUUAGAGGAAGAAAGAGUGGCAGCACAGGAGAGGAGAAGAGUGGAGAGGGACGUUCCCCUCAGAAAACAAAGAGGAAGCCUUGGGUGAAUGGCCAGCCCUCUGGCAAUCAGCAAAUGAGAGAUCCACGGAGGCAGAAGCGAAAGCCUCUGGGUGUGGGAUACUCUGCACGAAAAUCUCCACUGUAUGACAACUGCUUCCUGCAUGCACCAGAUGGACAGCCCCUGUGCACUUGUGAUCGCAAGAAGGCUCAGUGGUAUUUGGACAAGGGGAUUGGAGAGCUAGUCAGCACAGACCCUUUUGUUGUGAAGCUGCGGUUUGAGCCUUCAGGACGUCCCGAGUCUCAAGUGGAUUAUUAUCUGACGGUCAAAGAAAACCUCUGUGUUGUAUGUGGCAAGCGAGAAUCCUAUAUCCGGAAGAAUGUUGUUCCUCACGAGUACCGAAGACACUUCCCCAUCCAGAUGAAGGACCACAACUCGCAUGACGUGCUCCUACUCUGCACAUCCUGCCAUGCCAUCUCCAAUUAUUAUGACAACCACCUCAAGCAGCAGCUGGCCCAGGAGUUUGGGGCUCCGAUCGGCUCUGAGGAAGGUGUGCGUCUCCUGGAGGACCCUCUGCGCAGGCAAGUGCGCUCAGGGGCGCGAGCCCUGCUGAAUGCAGACAGCCUGCCGGACCCUCGAAGGGCAGAGCUGCUGCAAAGCAUCAAGGACUUCUGUAACACAGACACAGUCACUCCAGAGAUGCUCCAGGCAGCAGCUGGUCUGGAAACCAGGAUCUGCAAUGAGAGCUACGUGCCACAUGGACUGAAGGUGGUGCAGUGUUGUGCUAAAGGAGGCCUGCGCUCUCUUAUGCAGCUGGAAAGACGCUGGAGGCAGCAUUUCUUGGACAGCAUGAAGCCCAAACACCUCCCAGAGCAAUGGUCAGUGGACCAUAACCAUGUGAAGUUGAUCCAAAAGUAUGGGGAGGAUCUUCAGAUCAAGCUGUCAUGAAAUUAACUUCCUGGACUCUGCAUAAUGUCUAAUGGACAUGUGUGACUGAAGAUGGAAAGACUGUUAUUUCUAUGUCUCCACUAACACCUCGGGCUUGGAUUUGCAAAAGGGCAGCAGUAGAUCUGCCAGAUUUGCCAGUUAGAGUUAAAUUUGACAGUUUAUAGACUUAAAUCCAAUGACUUGAGCUUUCAGGUGGUUUGGAAGUUUAAUCUUUGUCACUUAUUAGUUCAAGAGUGAUAUGAUAAAGAAGCUUGUCUGCUCAAAGUGACUGAAGAAUCAUUUUGUAGCCCACAGGAUGUCUGAUGUCUCCAGGCCAUCUCUCAUAAUAGAGUGAGUCCAGAGAAAGGCAACAAUAGCACAAUACAUGUAUGUUUCUAGAUUUUGUGGCAUACACUUGUGCCCUUGGCUUUACCUUGAGGGUCUUCUUGAUAAAAAUCUUUCUUUGUUUUCAGUGCAGUUGUACUCAUAAGAGUUCUUCCUAGAAAAAGCCCUCUUCCAGAGGGAGAUUCCUUGUUUGGAAGAAGCAAACCAACCUUAUUUUUUUGCAGAUUCUGAGCUGUUUCAGCUUUGUAGAUAAGCCUAGCAAGUUUCCUGGUGAGAGGAACCUGAUGAGAAGUGUGCUCACAUGCGCAGGGCUGUUACAGAGGCAGGGUGGCAUAACUCUGACUGGAGUGUUGGAAUGGAAGUGUCUUGGUUUAAAAAGACAGGUAUCUGCUAAGGAAGGCAGGAGCCUCUCUUGGAAUGGAAAAUGUAAGCCCUGAUAAAAACACAGUAAAACAAAAAAAAGCCCAAAACACUGACAGAGUCAGAAUACAACCUGACACUCAGUCAGGGUGUUGGUAGCAGUCUGAUUAGAUAGUGGCUGCAUUCCUCCUGGAGUGACAAAUGUGUUUCUGUUGAAGCAGUGGUCCAGAAGGGUGCAGUUUUCCUCUGAAGGUCCAGUGGUGAUGCAGAUGGGCCUGGUCUUGCUCUGGGAAUCCAGUGGAAAAAGGCUGCCCUAAUGUCCCAAAUCUCAUAUUUUAUCUAGAUAGGAAAUGCUUGACUCCACCCCCUGGGUGGAGCAAUUCACAAUGGGAUGAUGUACUUUUAUUUGUCAUACAGUGGAACUCAGUGGCCCAUUAACAGAAGAUAUCUCCCUGGACAAGGGGUGGGUGCUGGAAGAGAUAAAGAAAAGUGCCCCAUCUAGUUUUAACAUCUGGCCCAUUAACAGAGGCUAUUCCCCCGGAGUUAUGAGGGAUGGGUCAUGGAAGAGGUAAGGAACACUGCUCCACCUUGUUUCAACGGAUGGUGAUAGAAUCCUUCUGGUUACAUCUCAAAUUGCAACCUAAGGCAGGUAGGAUACAGGCUCUUUAGGAAGAGCAGGCACUGGAGGCAAGGAGGUGUUACCUUCUAUGUCAAUGAUUGGUUGGAGUCCAUGGAGCUCUAUCUGGAGUGCACGGAGCUCAGCCUAGGGGUGGAUGAGGAGUCCAUCAAGAACUUAGGAGUCAGGAUUAAAGGGAGGGCAGGGACAGGUGACAGAGGGAAUCUCUGAAUAGCACUUGGUGAGUACCUUUUCAUAUCAGACUGAAAUAAGGACAGGUGUCUUAAAAGGGAUGAGAGGAAACAAUUUAAAUUAAAGACCAGAAGCUUUUAAGAGAUCUGACCACAUGUGGCAAAAAAUGGAAAAUCUGAUGUUCUGCACCUGGAUUUGACAUGUGUGGUGAUGAGCAGGUUAUACUCUCUUCAUGCCUGUUUCUCUGUCUCUAAAAUGGGACUAAUAAUACUUAACUAUCUCACAAAGGUGUUGUGAGGCUUAAUUAAUUAAUGUUUUUGUAAAAUGCUUUGCAAAUAUAAGCUAGUGUAUGCUAAUUAUUGUUUUUUAAGAUGUGCUGCUAACUUCCUUAAAUAUUCACGUUUUUUGUCUGAUGCUAGAUCUUAGUUAAAAAUAACUUUUUAAAAAUACACACUCUUUUCUGUAAAAUUCCUUUUGAUGAUUUUGAUCGCAUGAGGUGAAUGUGCUUCUACUGAAUGAUGAAGCUAUGCUCAAUUUUUAUACGUCUCUGUAAAGAAGUUUCAGUAAAACUCUUAUCUUCACACUGCUGUGUACAGUG